GUAAGGAUCCAACCCAAACCCAGGCCAGAAUCAACCAUGCUCAGACAGAUUCUUCUGCUUCGCGCUCGCCUCCAUAGCCCCACCGCCAGAGCCGUUGUGGCGCGUCACCGGCCGUGGUGCAGCGCCACCACGGACUCGCCGUCGAAAGUAAUCCCCAGCACCACCUUCAAUCUGCGGGAUCAGAAAUGGAGGGAUAAUGAAGAGGAGAUUCUCAGGGACAUUGAACCCAUCGUUUUGCUUGCCAAGGACAUUCUUUUCUCGCCAAGGUACAUGGAUGGACAGGUACUGAAUGUGGCGGAGGAGAAAGCUAUAGUAGACAAGCUCCUUGCUUACCAUCCAGAUUCUGAAGAUAAGAUUGGAUGUGGUCUUGAAUCCAUUAUGGUUGACCGUCACCCCGAAUUUGGGUACUCAAGGUGUCUUUUUGUUGUAAGAACUGAUGGUGUUUGGAUCGACUUCUCCUAUAAGUGGUGCCUUCAGAAUUACAUCAGAGAUAAGUACCCUAUCCACGCAGAAAGGUUUAUUCAAAAACAUUUUAAGGAUAACAAGUGUCUUUCGAAAUACAUCAAAGAUAAGUACCCGGCCCUCAAAGAAAGGUUUAUUCGAUAAAGCUUGGGAGUUGUUGAUGUAUGUAAAGUCAGAAUUUGUUUACUUUGGUAUGCCAGUAUUUGAUAAUUGGACUACUUUUUACAUCUUUUCUCACCCUUCAUUGUUCAGUGGCUUGCCUAGAUAAUUGAUGGUAGUAGAUAAUCUUUGGCUGGGACUGGGAUGUCAAGUUUAUUUUGAAAGAAACGCAGAAAAUGGUGGAAGUGAACUUCACUUAUUAGACUUGUGGAAAACUUUGCUGGCGAUGCAGAAAUCAGUAGUUAGAUAACUUGUAUGCAAAUGAAAUUUUGCUGAUUGACCACCUGUAACUUACCACCUUAGAUAUCCUCAUUCAGUCUUGCAGCAUUUUUAAAUGUUUGAUGUUGUAUUCUCUGAAACAUUGAAUUUUUUUACUACUGACCUUUUUGGAGGA
This is a messenger RNA of Lotus japonicus, 1015 nucleotides long. RefSeq names its product protein DCL homolog, chloroplastic-like. Gene Ontology annotation, cellular component: chloroplast. Gene Ontology annotation, biological process: chloroplast rRNA processing; chloroplast organization. The coding region runs from base 37 to 606 and encodes 189 amino acids. The transcript has 3 exons. NCBI's taxonomy places the organism in Eukaryota, Viridiplantae, Streptophyta, Magnoliopsida, Fabales, Fabaceae. The record is from RefSeq and is a predicted model, not a curated record.